Messenger RNA from Funneliformis mosseae, 237 nucleotides. The record is from the annotation of a GenBank genome assembly. Lineage: Eukaryota; Fungi; Glomeromycota; Glomeromycetes; Glomerales; Glomeraceae.
AGAUUCAAUAAAGAAAGAGAUGGUGAUGAUUGUUCUCUGGAACUAUAUGACCAACCUCAACCUAUAAAUAAAAAUGAUGAUUUUAACAAUUCUAAAGACAUUGAAACAAAAUAUGAUGAACAAGAUCACUUAUCUUCUGAUUUAGAAACUUCAAGAAAAUGCGAACAUGAUAUGGAUGAUAUUAUACCAACACAAACAAACAAGAAAAUUGUAGUUGGUACAUUAUACCAUUUUUAA